Danio aesculapii is the source of this 1781-nucleotide messenger RNA. It is a transcript of the gene yrdc, whose product is annotated as yrdC N(6)-threonylcarbamoyltransferase domain containing. The record is from RefSeq and is a predicted model, not a curated record. Gene Ontology annotation, molecular function: double-stranded RNA binding; tRNA binding; nucleotidyltransferase activity. The transcript has 6 exons. NCBI's taxonomy places the organism in Eukaryota, Metazoa, Chordata, Actinopteri, Cypriniformes, Danionidae. Bases 51 to 842 code for a protein of 263 amino acids. Gene Ontology annotation, biological process: regulation of translational fidelity. Gene Ontology annotation, cellular component: cytoplasm.
UUCCUGCAGCUGUGUGAAAGCAUGUGUACCGCUCUUGAGCCGAACUGUUUAUGGUUUUCAGGUGUUUUCGUGCUGCCAGCCUUCGUUUAGGAGUUUGUUUGAACGCCAGACACAAGUCGUUUAAUCGCGACAUAAUGUGUAAAGAAUUGAAGACGAGAGUCCUGCGGAUUUCAUCUCAUUUCUCUGACGACCUGACGUUACAUCAGCCGGAGUGGACGGAGAUCCUGAGCUGUACAGUGAAUGCUUUGAAGGCGGGUCAGGUGGUGGCAGUGCCCACCGACACCAUCUACGGCCUGGCCUGUGUGGCGCAAAACUCUGAGGCCGUCAGGAGAGUCUACGACAUCAAGGGCAGGAAUGGAGACAAACCCCUCGCUAUCUGUGUCGGGGAAAUACACGACAUAUACAAGUACUGUAAAGUGUCUGUGAAGGACAGGCUGCUCAGAGAUCUGCUUCCUGGACCUGUUACACUUGUUCUAGAAAGAUCCGCCACACUGAAUGGAGAUCUCAAUCCUUUUACCAAGCUCAUAGGGGUUCGUAUUCCAGACCACCCAUUCAUGAGGCGUCUCUGUCAGAUGUGCGACACCCCACUUGCCCUCACCAGCGCUAAUGUCAGCACUCAAUCCAGCACCGUCGCUGCUAACGAGUUUGAGGAUUUGUGGCCUCGUCUGGCCGUUGUUGUGGACGGGGGCCCGAUUGAAGAUAAGAGCCGCUUGGGUUCAACAGUUGUGGAUCUGUCUGUGUGUGGCAGAUACAGAAUCAUCAGACCGGGAUGCGCCCUCUCUGCUACAGUUCAAAUACUUGAAGGCAGGUAUGGACUGCUGGAGGAUCCUGACCAUCGCUGAGCUCAACACAGAGACACGUCACACACACAGUGCACCACAGAGACGCUUAUAUAGAGUGAGUGUGUGUGUGCUUCUCAAUAGUGGAAAAUUGGGGUUUUGACUGUUUUCUACCCAUUUCCUUUUUACUUUGAGAAGGUGUUGGGUUUGGUGAUUCUGAUGUGAAUGUGAUUAUCUCAGUCUUUUGGAUACACACGUAUUUUCAACCGUUCAACAUUUCCAAUCAGUUACAGGUUUUGUUGUGGUAUAAGGUGAGAUAUUUCUUAAUGAGCGUGACCUCAAACCACUCAGAUGCCUUUGGGAAUUACACUGCGUAUUACAGGGAUAGCUGACUAAUGAAUAUUUACUCGUCCUCUAUUUGUUCCAAACCUGUUUAAGUUUUUCUUGUUGUACACAAUGGAAUUCUGGGAGAAAAAAAACAGCCUUUACUUGUAUAGUGUUUUCUGUUCCUACUAUGUAGGUCAAUUGCUGCUUUUCCCCCAACAUUCUUCAGAAUAUCUUCCUUUUGUGCUCAACAGACAAAAGAAAUUCAUGAAGGUUUUAGAAAAUGUUCGUUUUUGACUGAACAAUCCCUUUAGGUUGGGAAAAAGUGAUUGAGUCGAUUGCUUUAUAUUCAGGACUCUAAUAGCUUUGACUGAUUUUUUUUUGUCCAUCGGAUUUUAUUUAGAUCAGGGGUGUCCAAACUCUAUCCUGGAGGGCCAGUGUGCUGCAUAGUUUAGCUCCAACGUCCAACACACCCACCUGGAAGUUUUAGUAUACCUAAUAAGAUGUUGAUUAGCUGGUUCAGGUGUGUUUAAAUGGUGUUGAAACUAACAGCUGCAGGACACCGGCCCUCCAGGACUAGCUUUGGAGUAUAUUUAUUUAGUUUAAUGUGUCGAGGGGUCUAUUACUCUCUGGCAGAGCAACGUUUGUCUUUUCUUUAUAAAUGUAUAUAAAAAUGAA